Nicotiana attenuata is the source of this 663-nucleotide messenger RNA. RefSeq lists its product as uncharacterized. NCBI's taxonomy places the organism in Eukaryota, Viridiplantae, Streptophyta, Magnoliopsida, Solanales, Solanaceae. The transcript has a single exon. Bases 1 to 663 code for a protein of 220 amino acids. The record is from RefSeq and is a predicted model, not a curated record.
AUGAGAUCAGAUCCGAACACUAGAAAGUCCGAUGCCCUAUGUGAGUUCCACCAGGAACGCAGACACAAAAUAGGAGAUUGCAUCCCCCUCAGACAGGAAGUCAUAAACAUGUUACGGCAAGGGCACCUCAAAGAGCUUUUAAGCGAUAAGAGGAGGACCAACUUCGCCAGAGGACCUGAACAUCAAAGCCCAUCGAAGCCGCCAUCGCCAGCUCGUACCAUCAACAUGAUCAUCGACGGCAGCAACGAUGCUUCUACCAACAUCGUGAAUUUUACCACCACUCACAAACUCAAGCGGUCUAUCACCCAUAAACGGUACGACGGACUCGAAGAAAGUAACAUCUUCGACGAGUCGAAUGGCAACGGUUUGACUUUCCGUCAUAAUGAUGCCCUCGUUAUUACUUUACGCAUUUUAGAUACCGAUGUCCAACGUAUCAUGGUGGAUGAUGGAAGCAGUGCAUGCAUUAUCCAUCCCCGAGUCCUUACCCAAAUGAGGCUCGAGGAUAAGUUAGUGUCGUGUUGCAUCACGCUAACCGGUUCUAAUAAUGCAAUUGAGCAAACAUCCGGGGAAAUAACAGUCUCCGUCUUGACAAGCGGCAUGACUCUGGAGACAACAUUCCACAUCAUGGACCAGGCCACUACGUACAACGUCAUAGUGGGAUGA